This is a messenger RNA of Phialemonium atrogriseum, 4605 nucleotides long. RefSeq names its product protein SERAC1. The transcript has 10 exons. The record is from RefSeq and is a predicted model, not a curated record. Lineage: Eukaryota; Fungi; Ascomycota; Sordariomycetes; Cephalothecales; Cephalothecaceae. The coding region runs from base 1 to 4605 and encodes 1534 amino acids.
AUGAAGGCGACGGAAAACGAGAUCAAGUCUGUCGGCCUUACCAUACUAUACGAGCCCGACGAGCCCGUUGACCCAGUCGUUGACAUUGUCUUGGUGCACGGGAUCGGGGGCCACCCGGUCAGGUCUUGGAAAUGGCACAGAACCCAUGACCCUCCGCCCACGGCCAAAUCGGCAAAGUCGUCGGUCGGGACGGGUUCGUUUAAGAAGCUGCUGAGGAUGAACAACACGCCCUUGCGACGGUCAAACUCGGAUCCAUUGCUCGGCCUCAAACAGGACUCGUCGGGCCGCAGCAGGAACGUCCUCCGGAAAAACUCGUUCAAGUCAUCCUCGCAGUUAAAACUCAAUAUUGUCGACGGUGGCAGGGAUCCGCCGAGGAGGAAGGACGCCGAGCUCUACUGGCCGCUGGCGCUUCUUCCGGCAUCCUGUCCCGCCGCGAGAGUCCUGGUCUGGGGGUAUCAUACGCUUGUGGUGGACGGAAAACCUUUGCGCCUUCAGAAUGACAUCUUCGCGCAUGCUAGGGAUCUCCUGUGGGAUCUGGCGAGCGCUCGGAAUGCCAGUAAUACUAAUAACCGAUCCAUCAUCUUCAUUGCCCACUCGACUGGCGGGGUCGUUGUCAAGGAGGCCCUGCGUCUAGCUGAGGCGGAAAGCGAAGGCCCGUUCAGGCAGGUGCUGCUGUCAACCUCGGCCACGAUCUUCCUGGGAUCACCCCAUCGUAAUAGCGAACAUGCCCGACUCGGUGAUGUUGUCAGAAGCAUGGCCAACCUCACGCUUCGGGUGGACGCGGAGGACAUUGUUCUCCAAGAGCUCACUGGAGCGAACAGUGUCGAACUAGAGCUUAGCCGUCGGGAGUUUGUCAGGCUGUGGAACGAUUACAACUUCAAGGUCAAGACGUUUCAGGAGUCCAUGGAAAGCAGUACUGCAAGGCCAGCUGCUUUCCUUCGGCGCCAAGCGAGCUUUUUCGGAAACCCCAAAGAGUCCGCCGAGACGAUACAGGCAAGCCAUCUUGACAUGUGCAGGUUUCACUCGGCAGAGAACAGCGGGUAUAGGUUGCUCAUAAACACCCUCGGGAGGUAUAUCCGCAACGAGUCAAGCCGGUUGGAUACUGACACGCUACAUACAGAGUGUUUCGCUGCUUUGUCCCAGCCACAGGUCCGGACCCUCUACGAAACGCAUCCGAUCACCACUUACCCCGGGACGUGCCUCUGGUUGUACGAUCUUCCCGAAUUCCAAGCCUGGAUCCUCUGGCUCAAAGGCCAAUCUGGGUCUGGGAAGUCGGUACUUCUGAGGUCGCUUCGGCACCGGAUCGAGACGCGAUGGAGACCUGCUGGUGGCUCCAUCAUCUGGGCCAGAGCCGGAGGGCAAGACACCAGUAGCAUCUUCUUCCCCGGCUCGUGCCGCCGAUACAACGAACCGAACCCCAGCAGAGUCUACCGCAGCCUGCUGACCCAGCUAUUUCUCCAGGAUCCGCACCUCCGGAAAGCGCUGAUUACCCUAUACGAGAAACAUCGCGAUGCCCCGCACACAUUUGACGACGCCCAAGUUGUCUCGUUUUUCGUGGACGAUUACAUCGACCAGAAGGUCGAAACGCCGACGAGGCGGACCUUCAUCUUUGUCGACCUUUCCGACGACUGCGGGCCGUCUUAUCUGAGAGAUUUGUUGGCAUCUCUGUCCCAGCUCGCGAGAAAUUCAGACUUUAGUAUUUGCGUUGCUAGCGGCCAGCCCCAGGGCGUGAUCGCAGACGGUGCGAUUAACAUUCCCAUGCACCCACGAAAUUCCGACGACAUCCUGCGGUAUGUCAACCUCAACCUCGUGGCCGAGUGGGAGGAGCGGAAUCGGACAGUGGUGCGGAUCGGGCAGAAGGCUGGCGGAGUCUUCUUAUGGGCAGAAAUCGUCGUCAACAUACUGAACGCGGCGAUAGGGGAGGGCGCAUCCCAAGAUCUGAUCGAGUAUACUCUGGAGGAGAUGCCCGAGGAGCUCCACGGCCUCUAUGAAUGGAUGUUGGGUACGCUGAACGAGAGCGAAAAGGAGGAGGCCUUAGUCCUCUUCCAGUGGGUUAUCCUGGCGGCGGAGCCGAUGCGGCUCAACGACCUCCUGAUCGCCGUUCGCCUCACGAAGACGUGGCCCUACGAAGAGUUCAGGCCGUACAUGGCGCUGCAACACGGAACACCCUUGUCCAUGAGGGACCUGAAAAAGAUAAGGAACUCGGAGGUCACCUCGGACGCGCCCUACCAGUUGCACCGCUGGAUCCGCAGCCGCUCGAUCGGCCUCCUCGAGCUGAGGUCGGAGAGUCGCGACGGCGUCCCCAAGGAGCCAUGGGGCCUUCAGAUGGUGCAGGCAACGCACGACUCUGUCCGGACAUUCUUCCUCUCGGGCCAGGGGUUCGCGUGCCUCGCGCCCGCGUCGUGGCCCGCGUCGUGCAAGACGGGGGAGCACAUCGACCGGGCACACUACUCGCUCCUUCACGCGUGCCUCUCGUACCUCAACAUGCGCGACUUUGAGCACCUCGGGCACGCCGGCGGCGGCGGCUCCGGCUCCGGCUUCGGCUCGGUGCCCGUCUCGUACGAGGAGUCCCGGCACUGGCAGCGCAGCGUGCACGACCAGCGGCGGCUGAUUGUGUCCAGCUACCCGUUCCUGCAGUACGCCGUGCGCAACCUGCUCUUCCACAUGCUGGCGCCGCAGCACUUCCGCUACUUCCUGCCGCAGAACGACGUCCUGCGCCUCCUGUCGGCCGACCGCUGCCGCCUGUGGCGCCGCUGGACCGCCCUGCUCGGCGUCGCCAGCCCCGCCGACCCGGACGCCGUCCUCGCCGCCCACGAGGACGCGGACCCCGCCGGCCCCGCCGCCCGCCUGCUCAGCCCCAGGACCCUGUGGUCGCCGAGGUCGCCGGCGUCAAAGGGCGGCCCGCUGUCGCCGCUCUCGCCGCUGUCGAGGUCGGGCACCCCGACGCCGGUUGCCGAGCAGCUUCUAGCAACGAAACUCUGGCAUUCGGGGCGAUGGAAAAAGAGCGAAAUGAAAGAGAAGCCGAAGGGCGACAAGGCAAGGGUCAAUAUCAUCGAUGAGAAGCUCUGCGACGACAUCCUGAACUACAUCAAGCCCUCCCUGACACGCCAUGCCGGCUGCGAUCUCAUCGACCUCUACCCUGGCGCGGGCCUAUGGAGCCGCAAGCUCCACGAGGUCCUACAGCCACGCUCGCACAUCCUGAUGGAGCCGGACGACAAGCUGUACGCCCCCUUCCUCGAACCCCUCCUCUCGCGGCCCAACACGACGCUGGUCCCCAAGAGCGGCAUCAUCUGGAAGGACCUCAACGAGGUGCUCUGCAAAACCUACCUCCCGCACCAGACGGAGCACCCCCGCCACGAAACCCCGCAGCGCAACGACACGCUCCUCGUGACGGCCAACCUCGCCUUCUUCCCCAAGAAGCGGUUCCGCGGCUUCGAGAGCGUCGCGGACCUCGUGCUGUACCAGUUCGUCAGCGCCAUCCGCACGGGCUCGCUGUUCCAAAAGUACGGCCUCGUCAGGAUGCUGAUUUGGGCGGGCGACGACGAGAAGUACGGCCUCCUGCCGCGGGCUGUGCAGCGGCGCCGGCGGUCGGCCAUGGACGCCGAGCUCAGCACCGAGUGGCUCGUCGAGUUGGCCGGCGCGGACGCCGACGAGCAGCAGGUGUGGUUCGUGCGAGACCGCGCCAUCGACCAGGAGAGCGGGCGCCAGGUCCUGGACAGGAUGAGGGAGCGCGGCGCCGAGAUACCGCCCGGCCGCGAGACGCAGAUCGUCAAGGACCUCCGCGCGUGCGGCGAGGACGCGUGGUCUGCUGCGGGCGAGAAGGCGGCCUUCUUUGAGCGGCCGUACCUUGUCGAGCUCAAGGCCAUGGAGGAGGCGUUUGCGCGGAAGGAAUUCGCCACCAAGACGCCCAAGUAUGACCGCCUCAAAUACCUGCGCUAUCUGCACAACUGGUAUGCCAAGCGCAGCAACAGCAUCAUGGAUCUCCUGGCGGAGCGAGAUGCCAUCGCGGCUAUGCCCGCGGACGCGGCCGGGGUCGAGGAGCGGAAACAGCGCGAAGUCGCAUGGAACGCCAGCGUCAACGAGCUCAACCGGGCGCUGCAGCUGCAGUUCCUCCUCGCGCGCGACAACCUGCACGUCUUCCGGCAGGACCCGCCGGUGAUGAGCUGGGACCGGCGGGAACUGGAGCCGCUGGUGGUCAAGAACACCGAGUUCUUUCCCAACACGAUGCACCCGCUCUUCCGCGAGAUGGGGCCCGGCUCCAACCACAGCGGCGACGUGUUCGAGCUCGUGCUCCGAAGCCUCCUGCAGGCGCCCAAGAGCCCCGUCAGCAAGGUCCUCGAGUCCGUCUACACCGGCGCCGCGGAGGGCAUCCUCCCGCACUGUCCCGGGCUGCGCGACCCGGAGGCGGGGGGUUCGGCCCUGGGCGGUUACGCUGAGGUGUCGCCGCGCGUGCUCAACGAGCGCCAGCUCGUCGAGAUCCUGGAGGCGUGGAUGAAGUGGCCGUUCGCACCGUCGUACGCCGAGCUGGUGGGGCGAGCCGUCGAUGACCAGGACCAGUCGUCCGACGAGGAGGGCAACGUCUUGGGCUCGGUGGAUUUCAUGUGA